Messenger RNA from Symbiodinium pilosum, 1155 nucleotides. NCBI's taxonomy places the organism in Eukaryota, Dinophyceae, Suessiales, Symbiodiniaceae. The record is from the annotation of a GenBank genome assembly.
AUGGAGGCAGAUGGCUCAGCUGCUUUUCCCAAUCCUUGGCUCGCCCAUGCAAAGGGCCGAGGACAAGGCAAAGGCCGGGAGAAAGGCCAGAAAGGUGGCAAGGACAGAGGUAAAGGAGGCAAGGGAGGCAAAGGAGGAGGCAAGGGAGGUAAGAAUAAUGGCAAAGGCCCAGGAGAUCUCGAGUCUUUACCACAAGAGCGGCGUGAGGAUCUGAUGAGUCAGCUGCAGGCCUUGGCCCAAGGCCGGGAGCCUCAGGCUGUGCCUCGCGUCGGGGAUGUCGUGGAGCUGCGGAUUUUGGGCGGCGAUCGCCUGGGCCUCCAUGGCCGACGAGGCACGGUGAGAGGGGCCGUGCCUGCCUCUAACAGCCUGCUGGGAGGGGCCUUCACCGUGCGUCUAGAUUGUCCUGAAGGGGAAGAGGAGAAGGAGGUUACGGCCUCUGCCAGCGAUCUGCAAAUCAUGGAGGCUGCUUUGCCACUCCCUGAGGCUUCCCUGCUCUUCCCGAAGACGCUGACGGGCUUGGAGCGGAAGUUUGUGCAUGCCUCAGCUGAGACGCUGGGCCUGAUCAGCCAGAGCUUCGGUGAGGGCGCCGAGCGAUACAUCACCGCCUUCCGACCUGCGCAGAAGGCCGUGGAACCCGCGGAGGAUCCGACGGAGCCAGAAGCAAAGCAACCCGAAGCGCCGCUUUCGUCUGGUGACCAGGCAGUUGCCUCGGUGGACUGCUCAGGCGUGGAGCUGGAUGCUGAGAGCCGCGAGCGCUUGCUGGACAGCAUCACGGUGCCAGGUGAUUGGCAGACCUUUGCAGACAGGCUCCUGGUGUGUCGGGGAAGGUUCAGCAGUCCCCGGGACCGGGACAACCGGUCCAUCGCAGAAGAGGCCGUUGCCCAGGUCCGAGGCCUUCACUUGGAGGCCUCGGCGGAGAUGCGCGUGGCGACGCUUGCCCAAGGUGAUCAGGCCAUUGCUGUGGGCGUGCUCGGCGUGCCGGCGCUGGACCGGAACCCGCACGUGCUGGUGGCAGCCGCCCCGGGCAGAAGCCGCGUGGACGCCUUAGCCUCCCUACGCUCGUGCCGCUGGGUUCCUUGGACUGGUGCACCUUUGCUGCUUCGGGGUCGGCUGAAGCAGUGGGAGCAUGAGCCGGAAGCUGUCAGCGAAAGGUAA